Messenger RNA from Ruditapes philippinarum (Manila clam), 1969 nucleotides. Its product is annotated as heat shock 70 kDa protein 12A-like. Lineage: Eukaryota; Metazoa; Mollusca; Bivalvia; Venerida; Veneridae. The transcript is spliced from 3 exons. Gene Ontology annotation, molecular function: ATP-dependent protein folding chaperone; ATP binding. The record is from RefSeq and is a predicted model, not a curated record. Bases 472 to 1440 code for a protein of 322 amino acids.
UUAAAAGGGAUAUGAUGAUACUUGAUGAGAUUGGCAAGCAAUUUCUAGCGGUAGAUGUGUUUGCAAUAUCGUUGAAAUAUUUGCAUUGUUGAGGAUAUGAUGAAAAUUGUUAACAAGCGACUAGUCGGCAAAUUGAACCCCACUGAUAUCGGACGGGUAAUAACAGUUCCUACAAUAUGGUCGGAUGCAUCAAAGCAGUUUAUUAGGGAGGCAGCGAUAAAAACUGGCAUUGACAAUGACCAGCUUAGAAUUGCUCUGGAACCCGAAGCUGCUUCAAUAUAUUGCCGCCAUUCACCAGUAGAUGCAUCGACAAGUGAGACUGAACUAGCAAUAUCAAAUCUUCCCAUUGGUACCAAAUAUAUGGUUUUAGACACAGGAGGUGGCACAAUCGAUAUAACAGUACACGAGGUACAAUAAUCUAACACGCUAAGGGAAGUCAGAGCAGCGAAUGGUGGUGCUUGGGGUGGAACUAUGGUGAACAAAGCAUUUGAGGAUUUCUUAAAGGAAAUUGUUGGUGAUACAGUAUUCGAGUCUUUCAAAAUGAAAGAAACUGAAGAUUGGCUUUAUAUGGCACUUCAAUUUGAAUCAAAGAAAAGAGAGAUCGAAAUCAAAUCACCGAGGUAUAUCACCUUACGUUUACCCUUUUCUCUGAUUGAUUUAUGUGAAAAGGUAAAUGGAAUCCAGAUUCAGGAUGCAGUUGCUGCCUCAAAGUAUGCUGAAAUAAUAGAGAUAGUCGGUGAUAAACUUAAACUCUCAAAAGUUUUUUUUUUCUAUAUGUUUGGACAAACAUUACAAAGAACAGUUGAUCAUGUAAAGUCUUUAUUUAGAGAAAAAAACAUAAAAGAAGUUGGUAUCAUUCUUAUGAUUGGUGGGUUUUCAGAAUCGAGAUUGCUGCAACAAGCUUUAAAAGAAGCAUUCCCGAAUAAAGAAAUUGUCGUUCCAUUAAACCCUUCAUCGUGUGUACUUAGAGGUGCCUUAAUAUAUGGCCAUACACCUUUGACGAUUAAUAGCAGAAUUCUUAAGUAUACAUACGGCACAGAAUCAAAUACAAAAUUUAAAGAAGGUUAUCUCCCAGAUCAAAAGAAAAUGAAUUCGGAUGCCGGCAUUAGGUGUAAAGAUAUCUUUGCAAUAUUUGUUGGGAAAAAUACCGUAGUUAAAGCAAAAGAUACGUACUUCAAAAAACAAUUUACGACACUUAGAAAGUAUCAAAAAGCAAUGAGUAUAAGAUGUUUCCUAUCAGAGAAGACUAAUCCAAGAUAUGUUAAUGAAGAUGGAUGUUUAAAAAUAGGAAAAAUUAGAAUAAAUCUUGACAAUCCGGACGAAAGUUUAGACCGCACAGUUAGUGUCUAUAUGGUGUUUGGUGAUACAGAAAUCACGGUGGAUGCAGAGGAUGAAAGAACCGGGAAUAAAACAAGAGCAGUUAUUGAUUUUCUAGGAUAAGGCCGAGAUGUAAUUAAAGGAAUGAUUCAUCAAUCGUUUAAACCUAAAGCAAGGAAAAUGUAUAUAUAAGAAUAUGUAUUUGAUUUUAUAGGCUUUCAAAAAAAAGUUUAUUCAUAAAAUUAAAUUUAUUGCAUUUUUUUUGACCUGACAGGCUUAAGUUAUGUACACCGCGAAAACUACGUCUUUUCAUAACUCUAAUUAGUUAAACUUACCUAAAAAUAAUGAUAAACAUAUACUCAAAACUAAAUUAUAGAAUAAUUAUAAUUAAUUAAUUAUAUUAACAUAAAAAUAUAUAUACAGAUAUUUUGCUGUAAUCAAAUAUCUAAUUUCAAUGUAAAUUUCUUUAAGAUAUCGAGUUUUAAUGAAUAACUUUGAAAAUCAAAUGCCAUUUUACAAUAAAUUGGUAAUCCGUUAAAAAUAUUUAAACUUGGAGAUGUUAACUAUUUAAUAAAUUUUAACAUACUAAGGCGUGUAUGAAAAUCUUUGAAAUGAAUUGUAUCCUCGCUGUAGUAAAAGCAUUACACUGAUA